Bombyx mandarina (wild silkworm) is the source of this 2253-nucleotide messenger RNA. It is a transcript of the gene nebu, whose product is annotated as solute carrier family 2 member nebulosa. Lineage: Eukaryota; Metazoa; Arthropoda; Insecta; Lepidoptera; Bombycidae. Gene Ontology annotation, biological process: transmembrane transport; carbohydrate transport. Gene Ontology annotation, cellular component: membrane. Gene Ontology annotation, molecular function: sugar transmembrane transporter activity. The record is from RefSeq and is a predicted model, not a curated record.
ACCGUAUCUACGUAGUAAAUAAACUCAUAGAAAUGUAAGACAUAAAUAAACAGUUUAUUGACAAGGCUAUGUAUUGUUAAAGGUGUUAGUAAAUUUAGAGACAAAAUGAGAUCGUGCUUAUUUCGAAAAAGAGGUAGUGAUGAUGAAAGGGAACCUUUGCUUCCCGCGAUCCCUGUAUCCGAAUCAAGUUCAAAUAUCGGAAAUGAGUGUGCUAGCGAGACAAACACAAACGGCAGGAUGGCAAAUCUCGGUGUCUCUCAAACAGAACUGGUUGCUCCUCGGGGAGAUUCUGGUCGCAAGUUACCUCAAUACAUUGCUGCUUUAGCAGCUACCCUUGGAGCACUAGCUGCUGGAACAAUGCUUGGUUGGUCUUCGCCAGUUGUGUUCAAAAUAACACAACCAAACAAUACAGACUACAAUUUUGACAUCAGCGAAACUGAAGGAAGCUGGAUUGGGUCUGUCAUCAACUUGGGUGCUGCUGCAAUUUGUUUUCCAAUUGGCCUGGUCAUGGAUGCUAUUGGACGAAAAAAAACUAUGCUGUUUCUCAUCCUCCCGUUCACUUUGGGCUGGCUUCUUAUAACUUUUGGUACGAGUGUCGGUAUGCUCAUAGGCGGAAGACUCAUUACCGGUAUUGCAGGAGGAGCUUUCUGUGUCACCGCACCGGCAUACACUAGUGAAAUAGCGCAAGACUCCAUCAGAGGUACCCUAGGGAGCUACUUCCAACUGAUGAUCACAGUUGGUAUUCUAUUUGCUUAUGCAGUGGGUAGUUACACAUCAGUGUUCCUUUUCAAUAUUCUUUGCACUCUGAUACCUAUUGUCUUUGGUAUUGUGUUCUUUUUCAUGCCUGAAAGUCCAAAAUUUUUGGUUGUAAAAAACAGAAACGAUGAAGCUCGAGAAGCACUAAUUAAACUACGCGGUACCAAUUACGAUGUUGACUACGAGCUGGACUCUUUGAAACUGAGCGCUGAAGAAGCACAGAACAAUCCAGUUUCAUUUGGAUCAGCUAUUACGAAGAAAACGUCUAUUAAAGCGAUAAUAAUUUGUUACGCACUUAUGAUAUUCCAACAGCUCUCUGGUAUAAAUGCGGUCAUCUUUAACACCUCAUCGAUUUUCGCUGCUGCCGGUGCCACAAUUCCGGCCGCGAUCGCGACCAUUAUCAUCGGCGUCAUCCAAGUAAUCGCCACAUUUGUAUCCAGUUUGGUUGUCGACAAAUUAGGCCGACGUAUUUUGCUUCUCUUCUCCGCUUUGGUUAUGUGCUUGUGUUCGACGGCUUUGGGGGUGUUUUUCUUCUUACAAAGUACGCACGGAGAAAAUUCUGAUAUAGUUCAAAGUCUUUUCUGGUUACCUCUUUUGUCUUUGUCUCUUUUCAUCAUCGCGUUCUCGCUUGGUUUCGGUCCGAUCCCGUGGAUGAUGGCUGGAGAUCUCUGCAAUAUUGACAUAAAGGCGUUCGUCGCCUCCACUGCCGGGACAUUGAACUGGCUGCUUAGUUUUACGGUGACGAGCACCUUCCUUGCCUUGAAUACUGCAAUUGGAUCUGGUCAGGUAUUCUGGAUGUUCGCAGGCAUCAUGUUGAUUGGUUUUGUAUUCAUUUUCUUCGUAAUACCAGAGACAAAAGGCAAGAGCCUUCAAGAAAUUCAAGUGAUGUUAGGAGCGACACCACAAGAUAGAAACGUAGAAGACAAAAAGUGAACAGACUGACAAAUAUUUGUGUAAGACGCUCGGUUAAGUUUGAAUGUCGUGCUGUUUAAUUGACAGUGUUUUUGACGUAACCCUAGUUCUUUGGUGUUUAUGUUAUGUAAGCAAUAUUUUCCUAACCAAAGAAUGUACGUGUGUCAGGAAUUUAUUAUUUAUAUAUAUAUAUAUAUAUGAUUAUUUAUUACCGAUUGUCGAAAUUGAAGUUGAGAAUUUUGAUUUUGCUGAUUUUAUUGUAUCGCUUAUGAAACGUACGAAGCAUAUUAUAAAAACACAAUUUUUAAUAUAGACGACGGCCCUGUUAUAAUGAUAACAUUGCAUGCACAUGAGCUUAAAUUUGGGUAAAUUAUCAGUGUUUAAAUUCAUUUUAUCGAAUUAUGUGUAUCCUUGUAAGCGGUGUGGAUGUUUUUACCUUCAUUAGCUAUCGUUAUCAAUCUGAUAUUAUUAAAUAUUUUAAAAACAAGGUACCUAAGUCUUAAAAGAUGUAGCUUUAGUUUUUUUAUUAAUUUUCCUAACGUGGUAGCUAUUAAUUUAAAAAAAAAUUGUUACGUUAAAUAAAAA